AUGGUAAAUUACGUUAUCUUCAACCUCCGUGACUGUUCAUUCCCCGUGGUUUUGCUAAUAUUAUCCUUGAUUUUUUGUCUUUCAGAUGCUCUCCAACAAAGUGUUCCGCGUCUCCCAGCUGGUUGGCCGUGGCUUCCAGAACGGCUUCGUAUACAACCAAGUCGCCUUCGCUUCCUCGGGUAUGCUUUUUUUCUAUUUUUGUUUUGGUUUUUGUCAAUUUGAGAGAAAAAAUUAAUGUAAGAGUAUCAGCUUUGGAAGAUUUUCGAAAAUCCUGAUAAAAAGCGCAAAAAUUUAUGAGUUUUUGCGCUUUUUAUCAGGAUUUUGAAGUAUUAGUUCAAGUAGGAGGUCGUUUCGGUAAUUAUUGAUAAUUCUACAGUCUUUUUGCGCCAUAAAAUCCCCGUAAAUCGAACGAGUAUAGCAUGUUCGCGAAGAAAACUGAUAAGAGCCUUCAGAGGGACCUCAAAUCUUAACGAUUCCGCUCUCGAAACUGGUCAUUUUGCUUUGUCUUUAGUAGUUUAUUGUCGAAGGUGCUGAAGAAGCACAUAAUUUUGAAAAAAUGAGCGUUGGACAAGAAGUUUCGUCGGAAAUUGGACAAAAAUUGAAUAUUUCUUCAGGAACCCGCGAAUUCAUCAAGGUCGAGAAGGUGGGAGAGAAGAAAAAUGUCGGACUCAUCACCCUGAACCGCCCUAAGGCCUUGAAUGCUCUGAAUCGAGGACUUAUGAACGAGGUAAGCAAGGGUAAAGUCAAGUGUAAUGUAAUUGAUCUUUUUGGUUUGUUUUUUUGAAUUGAAAAUGGAAGUGGAUGAUGCUUAGGUGGUGUUUAGUCUUGUAGAAGUUUUGAAAAGCGUUUUGAGAGAAGAGAGUUACGAAAUUUGUUUACCUUAUUUUAGAUAGCCGAGCAAGUUGUUGAGUUUGAUAAUGACAAAUCCGUUGGAGCUAUUGUCCUGACCGGAUCGGAGAAGGCUUUUGCUGGUGAGUUAAAUCUUCCAGUUGAUAUUAGGUGUCGUAUUUUGCUUUGGUUUACAGAAAUGUUUUGACUUUUAGCUCGAAUUUUGACAAAAGUUUUGUUUGUUUUAAAUUUGUUACGAUGUUUUCGUUCCAGCCGGCGCUGACAUCAAGGAAAUGAUCCCCAACACCAUGGCCAACUGUUUCCAAGAAAGUUUCCUCGAGAAUUGGGCGCAGGUCGGCAAACUUCGCAAGCCAAUCAUCGCGGCCGUCAAUGGGUACGCGCUGGGAGGAGGCUGCGAAUUGGCCAUGACCUGUGACAUCAUCUAUGCUGGAGAGAAGGCCCGUUUUGGACAGCCCGAGAUCCUGAUCGGAACCAUUCCCGGCGCUGGAGGCACCCAACGAUUGACCAGAGCCGUGGGAAAGAGUUUGGCCAUGGAGCUGUGUCUGACUGGAGAUCAGAUCAGUGCCGAAGAAGCGCUGAAGAGAGGAUUGGUCUCAAAAGUAGGUUGUUGGAAGGGGAAGGGAUGGUGUUUCGAAGAGUGGAGGUUUUGAUUUUUUUGAAGAAAAAUGAAGGUUUUGGUUGCGAUUGGGAAAAUUUUGGAAAAUCCUGAAAUUUUAUUAGAAAGGAAGUGAGGUUUAUGAAACGAAACAUGUUAUUCAUCAAAAAUCUUCCCAAAAAUUUAAAAUUUACAUAAACCGUUAAAUAAUUUGAAAAAAUUAUCAGGUGUUCCCAGUUGAUCAACUUGUCCCCAAAACCAUCGAAUUAGCCGAGAAAAUCGCGGCCAACUCCCCUCUGAUUGUCCAAUUGGCCAAGGAGUCGGUGAACCGGGCCUUCGAAACCACUCUUCAAGAAGGCCUUCUGUUCGAACGUCGCUUCUUCCACGUCACUUUCGGCACCAACGACCGCAAAGAAGGAAUGACCGCCUUUGCCGAAAAGAGGAAGGCCAACUGGACUGCCAGCUAA
Bursaphelenchus xylophilus (pine wood nematode) is the source of this 1911-nucleotide messenger RNA. The record is from the annotation of a GenBank genome assembly. NCBI's taxonomy places the organism in Eukaryota, Metazoa, Nematoda, Chromadorea, Rhabditida, Aphelenchoididae.